GCAAAGAGUUCAGCUGUGGCUACUGAAGAGAAAGGAUAGAAAGACAGAUCCAGAAAGAGAGAGAGAAAUAAAGGAGGAGAAGAGGGUGAAGGAAAAGUGCUUUAACUGCUUGAAGUCCCAGUGACACACACCAGGACCUGAGGAGGAACGUGUUCCAUGGACGGCAGCCGUCGGCUGAGGAGGCAGACGAGAAGGAGCGAAGAAGGGGAUGAGGAGAGCUCUCUCUCUUUGUCUCUCUGGAAAGAAGGGAGACUGGCCUUCACGACAACUGAUCCUCUCUCCACCUCCGUCUGCCGAACUGAAUCACAGGGAACGAAAGAGAAAGCCCCUCAGACACUCUCACACCCACACUAGUACACUAAGAAUCCUUCCCCCCAUCCACACACACAGUUUUGACUGAGCCGUCAUGGGGACAGUGAGCGAACUUUGCGCAUCCAGUUUCCAAGCGUUCCUCCAUCCUGCGGUGAAGGAUCCGCCUCCUCCAGUGCCAGAUGACCUCACCCCUGAGGAGCAGCAUGAGCUGGAAAACAUCCGCAGACGCAAGCAAGAGCUGCUGGAAGACAUUCAGCGUCUGAAGAAUGAGAUAGCAGAAGUGACCAGUGAGAUCGAGAACCUGGGUUCCACAGAGGAGAGGAAAAACAUGCAGAGGAACAAACAAGUGGCCAUGGGCCGAAAGAAAUUCAACAUGGACCCUAAAAAGGGGAUUAAGUUCCUGAUUGAGAACGACCUGCUUAAGCACACCAGCUCUGACAUCGCCCAGUUCCUGUACAAGGGGGAGGGGCUAAACAAGACAGCCAUCGGAGACUACCUUGGGGAGAGAGAUGAGUUCAACCUCCAGGUCCUCCAUGACUUUGUGGAGCUCCAUGAAUUCACCGACUUGAACCUGGUCCAGGCCCUGAGACAGUUCCUGUGGAGCUUCCGGCUGCCUGGCGAGGCCCAGAAGAUCGACCGCAUGAUGGAGGCUUUCGCCCAGAGAUACUGCCAGUGCAACCCUGGCGUCUUCCAGUCCACAGACACCUGUUACAUCCUGUCGUUUGCCAUCAUCAUGCUGAACACCAGCCUCCACAACCCCAACGUGAAGGACAAGCCGGCCGUGGAGCGUUUCAUCUCCAUGAACAGAGGAAUCAACGAUGGAGGAGACCUCCCAGAGGACCUGCUCAGGAACCUGUAUGACAGCAUCAAGAACGAGCCCUUCAAAAUCCCUGAGGACGACGGGAACGAUCUCACACACACCUUCUUUAACCCAGACCGGGAGGGCUGGCUGCUUAAACUGGGGGGACGCGUCAAGACCUGGAAGAGAAGAUGGUUCAUUCUCACAGACAACUGUCUGUAUUACUUUGAGUACACCACUGACAAAGAGCCCAGAGGGAUCAUUCCACUGGAGAACCUCAGCAUCCGGGAGGUUGAGGACAAGAAGCCUAACUGCUUUGAGCUCUUCAUCCCAGAGAACAAGGACCAGGUGAUCAAGGCCUGUAAGACGGAGGCGGACGGCAGAGUGGUGGAGGGGAACCACACCUUCUACAGGAUCUCUGCUCCCACCACGGAGGAGAAGGAUGAGUGGAUGAACAGCAUCAAAGCUGCCAUCAGCAGGGAUCCCUUCUAUGAGAUGCUGGCCACCCGCAAGAAGAAGGUCUCCUCCAUGAAGAGACACUAGAGCUGCUCAGGACUCCUCCUCUUCCCCCCGUUGAGAGAGUUUGGACCCAUCCUGCUGAGACCCUGAUACUUGUGUUUUCAGGCCUGGGGAUGGGGUUGGGGCAGGGGCUGCAGACUGGGGGUUGGGGCCUCUUGCCUCGGUCAGCAUUUCUCUGGGAUAGGCUCUAGCUUUGGGAUUCCACAGACCGACCAACAGGACAGGGUGCAUGCUGUCCUGCCUCCCCCUCCUCCUCUUCCCCCUGCUCCUGUCUCUGUGGCUGAAUGCUCUCCGUCUCUCUCUAAACUCUUUGCUGUGUGUAUUUUGGGAGGAAGGGGUCUAUCGCUUUCUGGGUAAAAUGGAUCCCCUCCCUCAAAAAGACAUGUGCACACACACCCAUACUCUCACACACACCAAUGUCGUACACUGAAGUCAUACACACAAAACACACACACACAACACACACACACACACACACACACACACACACACACACACACACACACACACACACACCUCAUCUAAACUCAGCAGGUCUGAUGGAGUUGUUGUGGCAUCCCAACCAAAAUAUUCUUACUAGCUUUCAAAAGGAAAGGUGAGAUGCUUUUCUGUAUACGUUAAUAUGAUGGGCAACGUGUGUUUGUAGAGCUUACUACUGUAUAUAUUUCCCUCAGAAUCUUGAGCUUUUGGGUUUCAGUUUUACUUUUUGAUAAGGUUUUUAGAAAGACUGAGGGGGAAUGGGUUAUAUUGCCAACCGACGAUUUUUUUGAAACGAGAAUAAACUUUUUUGAAGUCUUUCUGUCAAAGUUGCCUCUCAGGAGAUUGUUACUUGGCUCUGGAUCGGUCUGUAUCAGGAUAAACUUAAGACUCUGUCCAAACUGUCACUCAGUAACUGAAGGAAGAGUUCAUUUACAAUGAGUUUUUAAAAUGAACAUGCUUGCCAUGACAUUUGCCUGUUUAUAUGCACAUCAUCUGUGACAAUAAUUGAGCUUUGACAGCUGUAUUCCUCCACAGCUGUUUGCCCCCGACUCUUCGUUGUUCAUAUGUGUCCCCAGAUGUUUGACAGCAGUUUAGACGUGCUAACUUUGUUGUGAAAACACACUCCGAAACACGGUUGUUAAACACCGUGUCGUGUUCAUUAGGCACCGAAACGGAAGAACGGGGACUGAAAAGGGUGGGGACUAACUUGACUUGUCCCAUGAGAUGUGUUCAUUUUCGUUUUCCAUUGUGUGCACUAAUGUACACUUCCCUGAUGAGUGGUUUGCACAUGGUCUUAGUGUGGGAUUAUGGGCGAGGGCUCAGCUAUCGCACUUCAUUUCCUGUUGGACUUGGAGGUCCAUUCAGGGGACUAGAGAGUCUGUCAGCGAGAGUGUCUGUGUAUCUGUCAGUCAGUACGGGCCACAACUCAGGGGCUCACAGAGUUUUGAGGUGUCUGGAAAUUGAGGUAUUGUCCUCAUCUGCCCUGUCCCUCUAUUCUGUCCUCUUUUCUCUUCUCUUCUCUCUUUCCUUGUCUUUCACGCAUCUCUCUGUUUCCUCUCAUAUUUCUCCUCUCUCUUUCUCUCGCUCACUUUCUGUAAAUGUAACAUACACACAAGAUAAUGGAACAAUAAUCACAUUUUAUGGUGUACAAAUGACUAGGUAUCCCCCUUUCCCGGUAUCCUAUUUCCUAUUCAUUGUCUACUUGACACUCCCAAUGAAAUGUGUCCUAUCAUGCUGCUGGUUAGCUAAUUUACAAAGAUGCUCUUUCUAAGUGGAGCUGGUUAUUUUUACCUCUUAAAUGCAACAAAGAUGCCCUCACCUAUCUUUUUAUCCCAUAGGAGCACUCUUAAAUGUCCUUCCUCAUUUGUAGACACAGUAUAAAAUGCUAGAACAAUCCAGGUUUCACCUUCUCCAACCCACACUCACCAUCCUAAAGCAUUGGAAUAGCUCUCUCACUUAUUUCAAAUAGCUGUUGCAUCCUUUACUGUACAAUAAUACAGUAAUAAUACCUGUAAGACAAACAAGCUGUUGAUCAGGAAUGUACCACUAUGCUCCAUAGUGGUGGAACUACUCUGAUCAGGAAUGUACCACUAUGCUCCAUAGUGGUGGAACUACUCUGAUCAGGAAUGUACCACUAUGCUCCAUAGUGGUGGAACUACUCUGAUCAGGAAUGUACCACUAUGCUCCAUAGUGGUGGAACUACUCUGAUCAGGAAUGUACCACUAUGCUCCAUAGUGGUGGAACUACUCUGAUCAGGAAUGUACCACUAUGCUCCAUAGUGGUGAACUACUCUGAUCAGGAAUGUACCACUAUGCUCCAUAGUGGUGGAACUACUCUGAUCAGGAAUGUACCACUAUGCUCCAUAGUGGUAAACUACUCUGAUCAGGAAUGUACCACUAUGCUCCAUAGUGGUGGAACUACUCUGAUCAGGAAUGUACCACUAUGCUCCAUAGUGGGUGGAACUACUCUCCCAGUGCAAGACCUCUUAAGUCAGCCUUGGUAUACAUGAUUUGUUUUUAAAGUGGAAUCGUACAUGGCAUCACAAUUGCAUCCAGCAAAUGCAGCUUUAUUUGUGCUUUAAAACCUGCUCUACUCUGUGAUCAGUGCCUGGCUGUUGGUUAUUCAUGGUUUUCCUCAUUUAUGGAGGCACAUUCAUGACAAAAAUAAAGAAGCAUCGAUAUUGACAAAUUAUUCAUCAGUAUUAGUUUUAUUUCAAUAUAUUUUUUUGUUGUGCCAAGAAUCUGCUUCCAUAGCACAUAGCCCUGUUUCCCUGAUUUAGUUUCUCCUAGGCUCGUCUCAGCAGACUGCUUAUAGAGAUGACCAGGAGACAGCAAAUAAAACAAUCAGAAAUCUAGACAGAAUUUGGUUACUGGUUAUUUAUCAAGGUUGUAUAUACUUAAAUGUAUAGUGGAUUUAUCUGUUUUUUCAUGUUAUUUCUUGAGUUUUAAUGUAGCAAUAUGAUGUUAUUAUUAGCCCAUUUUAUUUUUGUUUCGUAGUGUUUGAUUUGAGGUUUCUAUCAUUGCCAUGUAAUCAAAAGCUGAAAUAAAGUCAAGACAAACUUGUCAC
Oncorhynchus mykiss (rainbow trout) is the source of this 4675-nucleotide messenger RNA. NCBI's taxonomy places the organism in Eukaryota, Metazoa, Chordata, Actinopteri, Salmoniformes, Salmonidae. The record is from RefSeq and is a predicted model, not a curated record.